Molecule: messenger RNA, 264 nt
Organism: Colletotrichum spaethianum
Lineage: Eukaryota; Fungi; Ascomycota; Sordariomycetes; Glomerellales; Glomerellaceae
Exons: 1
Coding region: 1-264 (87 amino acids)
Source: RefSeq, a predicted model, not a curated record
AUGAGCGCCAUCCGCUCCUCGUCCUCGGCUCUCCUUCUUCUCGGCGGCGUCGCAACGCUCCCCGGCGCCGCCACGGUUCGCAGCCGGUUCCCACAACGCAGCUCGCCGUCCAACUCGGCCGAUGCGGAGCUGGGAUACAUGCAGCAGCCCCUCGGCCCGGCCAGCAGCACCUGCACGGCGACACCAGUUACCACUCAGAAAGCCGCCCCACGCAGCACUGCUACAUCCGCAGGGCCGCUGGGGUGGCAGGCCCAGGCUUUAUGA